Molecule: messenger RNA, 657 nt
Organism: Rhincodon typus (whale shark)
Lineage: Eukaryota; Metazoa; Chordata; Chondrichthyes; Orectolobiformes; Rhincodontidae
Product: ribose-phosphate pyrophosphokinase-like
Exons: 2
Coding region: 168-431 (87 amino acids)
Biological process (GO): purine nucleotide biosynthetic process; 5-phosphoribose 1-diphosphate biosynthetic process
Cellular component (GO): ribose phosphate diphosphokinase complex; cytoplasm
Molecular function (GO): magnesium ion binding; ribose phosphate diphosphokinase activity; ATP binding
Source: RefSeq, a predicted model, not a curated record
GGCCCGCCCGGAGGCGCUGAGGAAAUCGCGCACCACUAAACCGCUCUCCAAAGAUGGUGGCGUAGGCUCCGAUUGCAACUGUAUAACUACUGGAAUUUGGCAUUACGGUCCUUUUAAAAAAAGUAUUAAUUCGUUAUAAUUUACAUUUUAUAAGAAAAAUUGAAAGUAUGCCUAACAUCAAGAUUUUUAGCGGCAGCUCUCACCAGGAUUUAUCACAGAAGAUCGCCGAUCGCCUGGGGCUCGAGCUCGGGAAAGUGGUCACCAAGAAAUUCAGUAAUCAGGAGACUUGUAUAAUUCAAAAAUGUCAGAGUGCACUAGCUCGGAACGUUGCGAUUUCAAAGUCCCGCUCAACACUGCAGUACACAAUCGUUGCUAUAUCAUCGCACGAAGGGGGAGGAGAUGGCAUAGUGAUAAUGUCACUGGAGCAGUAAUCCAAGUCAUACGCUAUUGUUAUGUGAUAAGAAGGUGUAGAGCUGGAUGAACACAGCAGGCCAAGCAGCAGCAUAGGAGCAGGAAGGCUGACGUUUCGGGCCCAGAGCCUUCAUCAGAGUUUCUACUAUUUCUGACACUAUUGUUAUGUGAUGUGGUUAAAUCCCACCUUGGCAGAUGGUGAAAUUUGAAUUCAAUUAAUAAAAUCUUGGAGAAAGCAAAUGGCAA